Molecule: messenger RNA, 6303 nt
Organism: Closterium sp. Naga37s-1
Lineage: Eukaryota; Viridiplantae; Streptophyta; Zygnematophyceae; Desmidiales; Closteriaceae
Source: the annotation of a GenBank genome assembly
AUGGCGACGAAGGACUCCUUACCCAAGCCAAUCACAGCGGCGGACGACGUGAAGGAAGCACCACACACGGUGAUGAUCCUGAAGCGGCCGUACGAGAACGUGCAGGACCAGUAUAGCAUGGGCAAGGAGCUGGGGCGCGGGCAGUACGGCGUGAUCCGCGAGUGCAAGGACAAGAUGACGGGCGUCCCGUUCGCGUGCAAGUCGAUUAGCAAGACGAAGCUGAGCGGCACGCGCGAGGUGGAGGACGUGCAGCGGGAGAUUAAGGUGAUGGAGGUGCUGCGCGGGCACUCCGCCGUGAUCGAGCUGCACGCGACGUACGAAGACCAGAAGCGCGUGCACCUGAUAAUGGAGCUGUGCGAGGGCGGGGAGCUGUUUGAGCGCAUCAGCCAGCGGCACCACUACCCCGAGGACGAGGCGGCGCUGCUCACACGCACGCUCAUCUCCGUGGUGCACCACUGCCAGGCGCACGGCCUCAUGCACCGCGACCUCAAACCCGAGAAUAUUCUUCUCGUCAACCGCAAGUCGCACACGCAGGUCAAGGUCGUGGACUACGGACUCGCCGCGUUUGUGAAGCCUGGCGGCAAGCUGACAACAAUGGCGGGCAGCGCCUACUACAUAGCCCCCGAGGUGCUGAACAACAACUACGGCAUGGAGGCGGACAUGUGGAGCGUGGGCGUCAUCCUCUACAUCCUGCUCUGCGGCCUGCCGCCCUUCUGGGCGGAGAAGGAGGAGGGCAUCUUCGAGGCCAUCAAGACGGGCAAGGUGGACGUGUUCUCGGGCGGGUGGGAGAGCGUGUCCAUGGACGCUAAAGACCUCGUGCUCAGGAUGCUUACCAGGGAUCCGCAGAAGCGCAUCACGCCGGAGAAGGCGCUCGGUGAGUGGAUGGCUGGCGGAGGUUUUGCAGAGGUUUGUUGGGGGGAGAAGGAGAAGGAGGAGGGCAUCUUCGAGGCGAUCAAGACGGGCAAAGUGGACGUGUUCAGCGGCGGGUGGGAGAGCGUGUCCAUGGACGCCAAGAACCUCGUGCUCAGGAUGCUCACCAGGGACCCCCAGAAGCGCAUCACGCCAGAAAAGGCGCUCGUCUUUUCCCCCUCGUUCCCUCCAAUCCUAACUCAUCACCACUCACCUUCCCCACCUGUCCGCUCCCCCACGUUCCUCCUUGUGAAGUGUUGUCUUCCGCUUCCCCCCCUCCCCCCACCGCAUCCUAACCGCUGUUCACUCUCUCCUUCUCUCCUCCUCCCCGGCCGCCCUCCCCUGUCCCACUCUCCCCGUCCCCCCAUCCGCCCGCCAGCGCACCGGUGGAUAAAGCAGCACUGCAGCAACGCGGCGGACCAUGUCCCCGGGCUGCCCGCGAAGCCAGUGACGGCGGACUCGCGCGCGCACCGCAAGGCGGGGGACUCUCCGCGCAUCCCGCUGCCAGACGGCGACCGCCGGGGCAGCAGCAGCAGCAGCAGCAGCCGCAACAUCGCCAGCAGCAGCGCCAGCCGCAGCGGGGGCGCGGGCGGGUACAGGUACGGGAAAGACGGGGAUUUGGCGACGGUGCUAGCUAGCGCGGACCUGGCGGCGGUGGCGGACGCUGUGGCGGCGAUCCGCGCGAGUGGCGCGGGGGAGGAGCGGAAGGAGGAGUUAGCCGCGCUGCUGAAGCUGCAGGCUAAGCUGAAGGCGAAGGAGGGCGCGGGGGGGGAGGGGGGGGCGGCUGGCGGCAGUAGCAGCAGCAGCAGCAGCAGGAGACCGGAAUCCGCGUCUGCUGCGUCGUCCAGGCGGAGCGCGAGAGACGUAGAGAGGGCUUUAGCAGGGGCGUUGGCUGCUAAAGGCGGCGGGGGAAGCAGCGACAGGGCGAGGCGAAGCAGUUCUAACAUGAGCCGCACUAAAACUGCUGAUACCGGCGCUCUGUUGGCUGCUCUGGCGGAUCUGCAAGACGGAGGGGGAGGCGGAGGGGAGAGGGGCGGGGGGAGGCACAGGAGAACUGGGUCCCGCGGGACGGAUGCUGGGGAUGAUGAGGAGGAGCGGAAGCGGCAUAGGGACCGGGACCGGGACGGGGGAAAGGGAGGGAAGAAGCAGGAUGAUAGCGUGAAGGAGAUGUUUGCAGCGGCGAAGGACGCCCUGAGGGGCAAGGAGAAGGACGGAGGAGGCGGGAAGGAGGACAAGGAGCGGCUGGCGAAGCUUCUAGCGAAGAUGGAGGAGGUUAAGGCGUGGGAGAAGGACCGUACGGGCGCACGGCCCUCCUCGUCUGCUUCUCGGAGCAGCAGGCGGGGAGACGACGGGGAUGAGAAGGGCGGGAGGGACAGAGGGAGGGGAGGAGGCGAGGAUGGGGGUGCCUCGAGCCGGUUUCCCAGGGAUUCGAGCACGUCUAGUAGGAGCAGUAACGCUGAUAGGCUGUCGCGGUAUCGGUCUGAUGCGGCAAGCAUGCUGGGUGCUCUAGAGGAGGAGACGGGCAAGGACGAUGCUUCGCCUAGGGACCGGGAGAGGGAGUUGAGGGAUCGGGGGAAGGAUGAGAAGGAGCGGGGGAAGGACAAGGUGCCAACGACGCCAGGGUCUUUGCGGAGAGACAAGGCGGACAGUAGCAGCAAGAGCAAGAAGAGCAGUGGCGGAGGGGGGAUUAUCAGGCACAAAUCCGCGGAUAUUUCUAAGAUGUUGAAUGUAGGGGGGGAUGAUGGUGAUGGGGGUGGGCGGAAGGGCAGGGGCGGGAGGGAUACGGACAGCCUUGCGGGCGGGAUUGGGAAGUCGGGAGGAGGUGGGGGGAGGAGCAGUGGACGUAAGAUGGAAAGAUCCGCUAGCAAUCAGUCCCAGCUGUUGCUAGGCCAACAGUCGGCAGAAGGACGAGGCUCGGACGGCGGCAGGUCCGGCGGGGCCGCUCGACGAGGCUUGGACCGAUCCAGAUCCCCGGACGGGAAGGGGAGGUCCGGUAAGGAUGGGGAGGGCAGGCAUGGACGAAAAUCGUCGAUCGACUUGGAGGAGAAGGAGAGGGAGGAGGGGAAGAGAUCGCCGAGUGUGAAGGGCAAGGAUGACAAGGAGGAGGCGGUGGGAGGGAGAGGCAGCAGCAGCGGCGGCAGGAGGGCAUCGAACCGGGAUCUAGUGCGCCGUAUGUCUCCCUCCUGGCGGUCAGAUGAAGACUCUGUGUCGUCCCCCUCACGCCCCCCCACGGGGUCUCGCCUCCGGGGAACUGGCAGCAGCAGCAGCAGGAGGCAGAUGGAGAGCCCGUCAGGCUCGGGUGGGUCUGGCCGGGAACGAAGCGGCGGCGCAGUCUCGGGACGGUCGUUGCAGGUGUUGGAAGAGUCGGAUGCGGAAGGAGGGGGGUGGACUAGUGUGAAGAACCCGGGGGAAUCGCCGGGAUCGGGAAAGGAGAAGAAGGGUGGAGGGGACGAGGCGAAGGGAGAGGGGGGAGGAGGGGGGAAGGAGGGAGGGGAUGAGGAGGGUGGUGGGGGGAAAGUGACAGCGAAUGGUGUGGCGGAGGAGGGGGAGGCAGGGGAAGGAGGAGGGGAUGCGGAAGGGGCAGGUGGGGAGGAGGGCAAGACAGGGGAUGCGGUGGCAGAAGGGGUGAACGGCACACAUGGCAAGGAGAAGGAGAGGGAGAGGGAGAGAGGGGGAGACGGGGACUACCAACGAACAGACAGCAGAAGUUCCAGAACCGGAUCCUACAGUCGAGACCGGGACAGAGACAGGGACAGGGAUAGGGCAUCGGGGUACGGGCACACAGCCAGUGGCAGGGGGGGUAUUCCCAAGUCUCCAAGGCAGGGGGGUGGUGCUGGUGUUCCGCUGCGCUCCCCCAAGCGCGGCGGGCGGGAUGGGGAGGACGGCGGUGCAGGGGAUGACAGUGCUCUAUCCAGGAACAAGUCGGUGAGUGCCUCGUGGCUUGAAGCAGAAGAGGUGAAGCGGGGAGAGGGCGGCGGGCACGAGCGGGGCGAGAGGGACGGCCGGAGGGAGCGAGGCGGGAGGAGAGGGGAGGACGGCGGCGGGGAGUUUGGAGGGUUUGGUGGAGGGGGGAGGGAGAGGGGCGGGGGCGGUGGAUGGGAUGAUGACGAUCGGAGCGACAGAAGCAGGGAGAGGAACAGGGACCGGGACCGGGAUCGGUACAGGGAGCGCGAUCGUGACAAGGACUGGUUGCGGGAGAAGGACGGGAGGAGGGAGAGCGGCGGCGGCGGUGGUGGUGGCGGCAGUGGUGUGAGCAGCAGCAGCCGGCGUGGGUCAGAGGCUGGGGGCAGUUCAGCCCUGCGGGGUCAUAGGCAGAAGUCCCAAGACCUGUCGCUGCUGGUGCCGCAGGCGAGGGAGGGAGAGGGCGGCGCAGGUUCAGGGAGAAGAGACGCGCGGAGCAGGGGAGGCGGUGGGGAGGAGUCGGAGCGGGAGAGUGAGUGGGAGCGGGAGAGGGACGGGGAGAGGGGGGGCGGCAGGCACAAGGAGAGGGAGAGGCACCGUGAGAGGGGUGGGAGGGAGCGGGAUGGGGAUGGGGACGGGGAGAGGAGGCGGUCAGGGCAUGGGGGCGGCAAGGGCAGUGGGCUGUCGAGGCAUAACUCCUCCGAUGUGUCUGCACUCGCAUCAGCAAAAGAAGCUGCAUUGCAGCACCCGCUCGCCACCUUACCACCCCUCCACCUCACCACCCACCUCAUCCUCCUAUUCACGGUUGCAAACUUCCGACAUCUGCUGUACCUGUCUGCUGUUCCAAAUUCCUGGGCCCCAUCCUCCCUUUCUUAUCACCACCCUUGCUUCUCCCCAACUUCUUCCUCCUCUCAAUCCUCCUGCCCGCCUCCUCGGAACCUGCUAGUGCUUCCUGCGGCUUGCCAGUUCUUUUUUGUCGAGCUGACUGAGCUUACCUGUGUGAAGCACUACCGAGUCCGCAUCUGCUUCCGCCACUGCUCCGCCAACCCCUGCAGCCACCAUCCCGCUCCCACCACAAAUCAGCCUCAGCUGCUGCACCGCUCGCUUCCGCUUCUGGGCCUUCUGCCAUACUUGCACCUUCCACCACCGCCUCUUCCGCUCGCCGCUUCGCACUCCCACCACGAUCUCGCCUCCUCCUGUCGUUCCCAGGCCAGGGCGUUCCGUAGAUUUCACGGCGCGCACCGUUCAUUUCCACCGUUGAUUUUCAUCCCCUCCACAAACUUUCGUCCUUCCGCCCUGCUCACCAUGUUCCGUUCCGCCAAGCGCGUUCUCCUCCCCGCCGCGCGCGCAGCCGCCGGCGUCGCGCGGAUCCACGGAUCCGCCGCUGCGCCCGCCGAGUCGGCGGGCCUAGCGGAGGCUUACAAGCGCGUGGCGCCGCAGCUGGACGUGCCGUCCACGCCGCUGACUUACCUCAAGGAGCGCCCCGCCGUGGCAGCCGCGAUCCCGGAAAAGCUUACGCUUAACCUCUCGCUACCUCACGCUGUGCCGUUCAGCGCGAAAGAGGUGGACAGCGUGAUCAUCCCUGCCACGUCAGGCCAGAUGGGCGUCCUUCCAGGCCACGUGGCGUCCAUUGCGGAGCUCAAGCCAGGCCUGCUGACAGUCAUCGAAGGAACAACCGAGACAAAGCUCUUUGUGAGCAGCGGAUUCGCGUUCGUGCACCCCAACAGCGUGCUCGACGUGGCAGCCGUUGAUGCGGUGCCGCUGGACCAGAUCGACGGCGAGGAGGUGAAGAAGGGCCUGGCUGCGGCACACGCCAAGGUGGCCAGUGCGAGCUCUGAUUUGGAGAAGGCAGAGGCGCAGAUUAGCGUGGAUGUCCACACUAUCCCCUUGCUGCUGGCGGAGCUGGUGCGCACGCCCCAGGGGCCGCUAGGCGCGCUCCCAUCAUCUCCCCAUAUCCAUACCCACCCUCACCCUCACCCCCUCACUUCCCCCCCUUUUACCCCCCCGGCAGCCAUCCCCUCGUUGCUGGCGGAGCUGGUGCGCACGCCCCAGGGCCCGCUGGGCGCGCUGACGUGGCGCAGCAAGGGCGUGGAGGACGCGCCCCCGCCCUCCAUGGCCUCGCGCGCGCUCACUCUCUUCGGACAGACUGCCUCGUUCGAGGAUGCGAGAGGCAAGAUUCUCCGUGUCAGUAUGGGUGAAGGCGUGGUGGUGAAUCUCAUGGCAACCAAGGCAGGGUCGCGGCGCAGUGGCGACAUGCACAACUGCUCCCAGCACGACGUCAUUCUCUCUGGCCGCACUAACCUCCACCUCACGGACCUAGUGAGUGGAGGGGAGGAGGUGAGGGAAUACGAUGGUCGCCUCAACGUCAUCACCAUACCCCCACGGGUGCCGCACAUGUUCCACUUCCUGGAGGACAAUCUCAUGAUCGAGUGGUGGGACUGUGACUUCCAAGCAUGGUACUACCGUCCAUAUAGAGACAUCGUAGAGGCUUAG